AUGGAAGUUGAUAAGUUGACUGAGAAGCUACAAGGGGUUGGGAUUGCUUCUGCUAGUGCUGAUGGUCCCGUGGUUAGAGGUCGUCCAAAAAUGUGUGACCUUUGUUACUUAAUGACGGCGAUAUUCAAGACUGAAGGCCUUCUUACAAAUUCAGGAGGCAUGGCAGUGAAUGAUACUGCGGGAACAUUAGCCCUUGGACAUUUUCGUGACGAACACACUCUAGUAGCAGUGAUAAUUGGAACUGGUACUAAUGCUUGGUAUGUGGAGCGAACAGAUGCAAUAAUCAAGACUCAAGGCCUUAUUACAAAUUCAGGAGGCAUAAUAUAUUUUGUAGUGAACACGGAGUGGGGUAAUUUUUGGUCGUCUCAUCUACCGAAAACUUCAUACAAUAAUGAUCUAUAUGCGGAGAGUCCUAACCCAUAUUCGUAUGAUCAGGGUUUCGGAAAAAUGAUUUCAGGAAUGUAUCUAGGUGACACUGUAAGGAGGGUACUUUUUAGAAUGCCACAUGAGUCGGAUAUAUUUGGGGAGCUGUCUUCUAGCUUGUGGGUGCCCUUAAUACUGAGGAUUCCGUUAAUGGCCGCUAUGGAUGAGGAUGAUUCUCCAGACUUGAGAGAAGUGACCAGAAUCCUUAAUGACAUGCCACAUCCUAAUUUGAUCUUCAACGAGGUGAAAACUCCACUCUAG
This is a messenger RNA of Papaver somniferum (opium poppy), 684 nucleotides long. Its product is annotated as hexokinase-3-like. The record is from RefSeq and is a predicted model, not a curated record. Gene Ontology annotation, molecular function: D-glucose binding; fructokinase activity; mannokinase activity. Bases 1 to 684 code for a protein of 227 amino acids. The transcript is spliced from 7 exons. Gene Ontology annotation, biological process: intracellular glucose homeostasis; glycolytic process; glucose 6-phosphate metabolic process. NCBI's taxonomy places the organism in Eukaryota, Viridiplantae, Streptophyta, Magnoliopsida, Ranunculales, Papaveraceae. Gene Ontology annotation, cellular component: mitochondrion; cytosol.